AUGACACAGAGCUCCCAAGUGCGAUAUUUAUCGAUUAUAAUCCCGACAUGCGUCAAUUGCUUCUCUAAAGAGCGUCAGGCUAAAUUUGUCCAGGCCGUCAAACCUACAACUGCUGCUUUGGUCAUGCAUAAUGAUCUGAAAUCAAGAAAUUUAAUGGUCGCUCCUGGAGAAAGGGUGGUAUUCACUGUAACUGCUGAGGAGCAAGAAUGGCUUCGGCAAGAUGUACAGAUUGCACAAGAUCUUGGGCAUCUGCUCGUAGGUCUCACUUGCCAGGGAAAUGUCACUAUAGACACGACACGCAGUCCCCAAAAAUGA
Paracoccidioides lutzii Pb01 is the source of this 315-nucleotide messenger RNA. RefSeq lists its product as hypothetical. The record is from RefSeq and is a predicted model, not a curated record. The transcript is spliced from 2 exons. The coding region runs from base 1 to 315 and encodes 104 amino acids.